AACAAACGAAAAAUCAAUCUUGUUACUUAAUAAUCAAUCAGCUUUCAUAAUGUAAAAUUACAAUUCAUAUUAUUUAAUUAAAGUAACUUGUAAAAAAAUUUAACACCAAAUCACUAAUAUUAUAUUAUGAAUAUCAAAGCAUUAAAAAAAAGAGACUUAUAGAUAAUAACUACAUUUAUUUAAUAUAAAAGUAUUCCAAAGUAAAUUUUGUAAAGGUUCUUAUGUAAUAUCUACCUAUUGUUAAUAAAUAACAUAAAACAAAUGUUUAAAUGUUUUUUCAUAAGGAAAAAUAGUAUUAUUCAUAAAUUAUAAUUAACUCAUGUGAUUAAAUGUUAUACUACAUAUUAACUUUAAAACAAAUUUAUGAUUGUUAAAACAAUGAUGCAUACUAUUUAAUACAUGAUUAUAUUGUUGUUACAUUCAACGAUGAAUUUAGUCUUUCUUCCAAGAACAGUAUGAAAAUCUUUGUAUGUUUUUCUUAAAUCAUGUUCAUAUUUUAUCUAUUUUAUCGAACCGAGCGUAACGAAAAAUUUGAUUAUGCUUAAAAUAAAUAUAACCGUUAUGUAGACCUAUUUAGCAUCAAAUUAUAUCAAACAAAUUAUAUUUAAGUACAGAAAUUCACCUGUAAAUACUAAUGUAUUUUAUACAAAACGAUACGAUUCCCGUUAAAAAUCUUGGAGAUAACUUGCCAGCACAAGAACCAAAAUUAUCUACUUUGGGGCCAUCAGUAUUGAGUACGGAUCAAAAAAUGUAUCCUGAAACAUCAUGUGAAUAUAGAAAUACAAAUCAUAAUUUAGGAAAACGUGUGUAUGGUAGAGCCAGAGCUUCAUUAAAUUAUAGCUCUUUUUAUAUAUUUUGUGAAGAUUUUCGCAAACAAGUCGAUUUUUUAUAUUCAAAUAAAACAGAAAUAUAUCGAAAAAACUUGCUUAACUAUAUGUGGAAACAUUUAAAUCCUAAAGAUAAACACAAGUAUUACGAAACUGCUACAAAAGCUCGCUCAAUGUAUGUAUUACCAGAAAACCCUUUUCCACAAGAGAAUGAUCAAACUAUCCAUUCAAUACAAUCGGCUGAGUGCACUCAAACAGACGCAACAAAACAACAGAAUAAACCCAGUGGUUCAGCAGUAAUUGGGAAAUUGGUCACUAUAAAAUUUUCAAAAUCAUGCAACAAACCAAUUAUUACACCUUUGAGAGACAAUUCCGGGAAAUCGUCGUCCAACUGCAUAAAUCAAUCGUUUGAAGAGUGUGAAAAAGAACCGGGGGAAGAACAAGCCGUAGAAGGACAGAAAAGGCAACAAGACGAAGUUUACGGUGUUGCUGAACAAGCAUUGUGGAAAGAAAAUAACGGUGAGGUAUCGCAACACCAGGAUCACUGUGCGCAAUACCUACAGUCGAUUGUCGAUCACGGUGACGGUCCGGACGACCGCAAGCUCGUCCCCGAGCAACGCGGUCGACGACGGAGGAAUCGGGAAAAGAGCCGUAUAAGCUAUUGGAACCAAUCAUACAACCCGGUGGCCUACUCGUCACCAUACGCCUCCAACAGCUGCCGCAGACCUAAACCGUCAACUGAAACCGGGUUCCUAGAUCUUGGCGGCGGCCCACAAACGUCUAACAUGCUUCAACAAUAUCAGCAGCAACCAGAUUAUACGCCAUACGGUGGCAUGGGAGGUUAUAGCACUCAACAAAACUCUGGAUACUUUAACUACUCAAGUUCCGAAGCAUCGUGGUUCAGUCCAUCGUCGGCUAGCGAUCAUUCCCAAAUGCAUGGUGGUUUAUCUCAUAACUCUUGCAAUAUAAAUGACAAUGCCGGAAAUUACUUAAGCCAUGGCUAUAACCAUUCCCCGACGGGAGGAACAGGGACGUCUUCAGUUGAUUCCUACGCUUCCAAUAGCGGUCAUACAACAACAACUCAGCAGUCCGAAAUAGAUCCUAUGGCCGAAUUUUUAAGCCACCCGGUUAUGAAUGAAUCUGACAAGAUCAAAGAUGAGUCCAUUGACUGGCUCUCGACCAUAAUAAACGACGACGGUUCCGACCAAGGAGCAGAAGAUAUUAAACUAUCUGUGUGCGAGUUACCCGUGUCAACAACAAAAGGCCAAGAAUCUAACGGUCGAUUACCAAAUUUUCAUCAAGCUUUCGGAUCAACGGAAAUCGGUAGAUUUUCGCAGCAUGAGUACUAUGAACCCCCUAAAGAAUCGACGCCAAUUGUCAAUGAAUGUAGUUCUUCGCAACCAGUUACUUCUCAGCAACCUGGUGAAUCAGUUACUCCGCAACCACUCAUGUCCUAUGAACCACCUAGGCAACCUAGUAGACGAGGUCGCGGUCAACGAGGAGGUGGUCAACACCGUCGAAAUAAAACCUCUCGGACAACGUCAGCUGCUGCAGCUGCGGCGGCAGCAGUAGCCACUCAGCAAUUUGUUGGCUAUGACAUGGCUGCCAGACACCAAUCGCCGUACCACCAUGACCCGUAUAGCAGAAGUCACCACCAACAACGUUACCAAGACCAACAUUAUCAUCAUCAGCAGCACCAGGCAGCCUACCAGAAUAAUCAUGACUACUAUAGACAACAACAACACCACCAGCAACAACAACAACAACAAUAUGAACGAAUGCAUCAUCAUUAUCAGUCAUCCGUGGCUGCCGUGUCCACUAACCAAUACUAUGGCCAGCGAGAUCAGUACGCGAACACCGGCUACAAUAGGUUUCAUUCGUGCUGUUCCUCUGAGCACAUAAGUCGGCCUAACCACCAUAGUUAUGGUGGUGGUGGAGGUGGUGGCGGUCCCGGACAGUAUUACAACGAGUACAACGCAUAUAACCAGUGGUCGUAAGCAAAGUCCCAUAAGACUUUUACCAGAGAACUUUGUUGAAUAGAUAUGUACAAACAUUUUAGUUUAUUAAUAAAUAUAAACAUCAAGAUAGAUUUAAAAAAGGCAUAAACUGUGAUAUAUAAACGGUGUAUAUUAAUAAUAAUUGAAAGUAAUUAUGAUGCAACGAUACAAAAUAAAAAAAUCAAAAUGUAUUCCCAACACAUUCACAAUGAGUCAAUUAAAGUAAAAAACAAAAAUUCCCGAUACUUUAUUUUUCUAGCGUGUUUAAACCGCUUGUAAAUACUUAGAUUGAAUUUAGACAAUUUUUAGAAAAUAAUUUUCACGACCAAAGUAUUUUUUUAUCUGUGUCAACGCCGUUUAAUAUUUCAAAUGGUGGCGAUUUGGAAAAGCCAAUUAGAUGACAGUGAACUGUUAAUAUCUCGUGGGUUAAACAUACAAUGGAUUGCGAUUGGAAAAAUAAAUGAACAUUUUCUCAAAUUACAUAUAAAUAACUAUUUCAAGAACACGAAACAUACUUUCGGAUCAUAAAUGUUAUUUUAUGUAUUGGUACCUGUACAAUUAAUUGUGUAGUGUUAAAUCGUUGUGCCUUAUUAAUUAACUAAAUUAUAAUUAAUAAUUAAAUAUAAAUUAUGCACCAUUAUAUAAAAAAACUAUUAGGAAUAAUAUAAUAAUUUUAAUAGGAACAAUAUUAUUAAUAGUCUAUGUAAAUUAUGAAGCAUAAAUGGCAAAGAGUUAAAGCCGUUUUUUUAUUUUGUUAUUUUCAUCAUGGUCCAACGGGUUGUCGUUUUAUUGUUGAUUUAAUUUUUAUUUUUAUCGAUUAAUAAUCUCGUAAUGUAGUCGUAGUAUUCGCUUUACGAUAAUUUAUUAUUGAAACUUGAGGUAAAUUUUUGUUUAUAAUUAACUUAUUGAUAAUAUAUAUAGGUAUUUAGUAAGUAAGGAAACAGAUUUCUAUUGUUCUCAUCGUUUAUAACAAUUUACUUUUUUCUUUACUUACUGAACAUCUGUAUACAGGGUGUUUAAUAAGUAAGGAAACUGGUCAGUUGUUAUUAAAAAUGAGAACAAUAGAAAUUCGUUCCCUUACUUACUGAACCUCUAUAUAUUAUUUUAUAAGGAAGUACAGCUGAUGAUCAAAUAUUUUUUAUCCUGUGGUAAUCGUUAUUCGUUGUUUUCCGGUUGUUUUGUGUAUUUAUUAUUAUUAUUGAUAUUUUAUUCCAGUAGUCUUCCUUUUGAAUUAAUGACAUAGUUGGUUUUGAUUGAGUUGUAUGAACAACGCGACGAUUCAACAGAGCUUCCCCGUGUUACCCCAGUAAUUUUAUUGCGUGAAGUUUAUAGAUAGACCAUCUUAUAUAUAUUUUAUGUGUGUUUUUUACACACAAAUAUCGGAUUUAUUUAUUGAAAAACUUCGGGCUCAACUCUGCGUACUCGGACCAAUAGUAGAAUUUAUUGUACAUUAAAUUAACAGAUAAAUAUAAAAUUAAUUAUUUAUAAAUUACAUUCAAUAUUUUAUUAUAUUCAUUUUACAUUUAAAAAUAACUAUUGUUAAAUUUGUAUCUUCUAUAUUUUUUUCACGCGUAAUAAUCGUUAUUAAUUACAUAAUACAACAUGAACCUGGUAGCCUUUUUAAGUUUAAUGUGUUUAAAAACAAACAAAAUCAAAUCAACCAUUGUACUGUUUUCUAAGGAAAAAAAUUAUUUUGUAAAUAUUUUUUUAAGUUUAGUCAAAAUGUAAACAUGAUAUGAUCCCAAGGCAAAAAAAAAAGUAAAGAAAAAAAUUCCAAAUGCAAAUAAAAUGUAACCAAGUGACGCACUUCUUGAGGGUGAACAGGUCGAAG
Molecule: messenger RNA, 4655 nt
Organism: Daktulosphaira vitifoliae (grape phylloxera)
Lineage: Eukaryota; Metazoa; Arthropoda; Insecta; Hemiptera; Phylloxeridae
Product: transcription factor mef2A-like
Exons: 8
Coding region: 635-2824 (729 amino acids)
Source: RefSeq, a predicted model, not a curated record